Gossypium arboreum is the source of this 2497-nucleotide messenger RNA. RefSeq names its product protein ESMERALDA 1. The record is from RefSeq and is a predicted model, not a curated record. The transcript has 10 exons. The coding region runs from base 301 to 1986 and encodes 561 amino acids. Lineage: Eukaryota; Viridiplantae; Streptophyta; Magnoliopsida; Malvales; Malvaceae.
UCCCAAACACCACUUGCACGUGCUAUCCUCUUUCUCUCCCCUUUCCUCUCGAUCACUACAAACAUCCAAUUGACACCCAAAAAUUCAAAUAAAGAAAAGAAAAAAAAAUUCCUCUUCGGCUCUUACUCUAUCUUUUCUUUUCUUUCUCUCGUCCCCACCAACAGGAGAGAAAGGAAAAAGAAAAUACAAACCUUUCAUCUUCCUCUAUAACGUAACCAUUAAAGGUGAAAUAUAUAUAUAUAGAAUUUAAAAUAAACAGAGGAACAAUUUCUUCUUUCCUUUUUUUUUUUGUUUUUUCAAAUGCACGCAAAAAAUAGGAUUCCAAGUAGCGGCCACAGCACCCCAUCACCGCCGGCGUCACCACUACGGUCACCGAGGUACCGCCACGGAAGGAAGUCGGGUCGGUUUAGCCCGUUCCAACCGGGGCGGACCAUAGCCCACCGUCUCGCUUGGUUACUUCUUUCGGUUCUUCUUCGUCGACAAGGGAUUUUUCUCUUUGCUCCUCUCAUUUACAUCUCUGGGAUGCUUCUUUACAUGGGCACCGUUUCUUUUGAUGUGGUUCCCGUUAUUAAACACCGACCCGCACCCGGCUCUGUUUACCGGAGUCCCCAGCUUUAUGAGAAGCUUAAAAUUGAUAUGAAUGCCGAUAAUUCCUCUGCUGAUGCGAUUUCGACUAUUUGGAAAAAUUCCUACAAAGGAGGGGAGUGGAGGCCUUGUGUAAACAAGUCAUUGGAAGGCUUACCUGAAUCAAAUGGUUACAUAUAUGUUGAGGCAAACGGAGGCUUAAAUCAGCAGAGGACUUCGAUAUGCAACGCUGUUGCUGUGGCUGGCUAUCUUAAUGCAACACUUCUAAUCCCAAACUUCCAUUUUCAUAGCAUAUGGAGAGAUCCCAGCAAAUUCAAAGAUAUCUAUGAUGAAGAUUAUUUCAUCAGUGCCUUGAAGAAUGAUGUACGAGUUGUUAAUAAGAUUCCUGAGUACAUAAUGGAACGAUUUGACAACAAUUUGACUAAUGUUUACAACUUCAGAAUUAAAGCCUGGUCAUCCAUUCAGUAUUAUAAGGAUGUAGUCCUACCCAAGCUCCUCGAAGAAAAGAUUAUAAGGAUUUCUCCUUUUGCAAACCGCUUAUCGUUUGAUGCUCCUCCAGCUGUCCAAAGACUGAGGUGCUUGGCAAAUUAUGAAGCUUUACGGUUUUCAAGUCCAAUAUUGAGCCUUGGGGAAACUUUGGUUGCCAGAAUGAAAGAGCUCAGUGCAAAUAGUGGUGGCAAGUAUGUUUCCGUGCAUCUUCGCUUUGAAGAGGAUAUGGUUGCUUUCUCUUGUUGUGUAUUUGAUGGUGGGGAGCAGGAAAAAGAAGACAUGAAAAAAGCAAGGGAAAGAGGUUGGAAAGGGAAGUUUACAAAACCUGGUCGAGUUAUACGCCCUGGAGCAAUCAGGAUUAAUGGGAAAUGUCCACUUACUCCUUUAGAGGUUGGAUUGAUGCUUAGAGGAAUGGGGUUUGAUAACAAUACAUAUAUCUUUUUGGCAUCUGGAAAAAUAUACAACGCUGAGAAAACAAUGGCUCCAUUAUUGGAAAUGUUUCCCAACUUGCAAACAAAAGAGAUGCUGGCAUCGGAGGAAGAACUUACUCCAUAUAAGAACUUUUCUUCCAGGAUGGCCGCCAUAGACUAUACUGUUUGCCUUCAUAGUGAGGUAUUUGUGACCACUCAAGGUGGAAAUUUUCCUCAUUUUCUGAUGGGGCACAGGAGAUACUUGCACGGAGGACACUCCAAGACAAUUCGACCUGACAAGCGAAAGUUGGCAUUACUAUUUGAUAAUCCUAAUAUUGGGUGGAAAAGUUUCAAGCGUCAAAUGCUGAAUAUGCGGUCUCAUAGUGACUCAAAGGGAUUUGAACUCAAAAGGCCAAGCGAUUCAAUAUAUACUUUCCCAUGCCCUGAUUGCAUGUGUCAUACAAACAAAUCAGCAGACUCAAGAUCAUCAUCGGCUACGUGAUCAGCUUGGAGAGGGUUUUGAUGGGCAUUUCUUGUACCUGUAUAAUUUAAUGAGCACAUCUUGCUGCUGACCCCCCUUUCUGUGUCUGACUUCAUUUUGUUAUCCUCUUAAUGUUGCAAGAGGUCACACAAUUUGGUUUUGGUAGCUUUGAGGAUUUUUUUCAGAGGUCACAUUGAUUUAUCGGUCUAAUUACUUCACCGGGAUUGAGUUGAUGGGGAGUUGCAUCUUUUGUAUAUGAUGCCAGAGAACGGGGAAUCGACAAUUUUGCUAUUUGAGGGGUAAACCCGGCAUUACCCUGAGAUUAUUUCACAAUUGCUGGUGCAGCUGCUGUAUCUAACAAGCUGUGGUUUAACACAUUGUAUUCUUUCACACCCUGGUUUUGUGAUUGUUUGUAAAUUUAGUUACAGUUUGAAAUUUAAGAAUUGUUUGAGACAGGAAGGAAUUUGGUGUACAUUGUCAGAAUUCAUGUAACUUUUUUCCCAUUUCAAGGAUUUCUUUUUGAUAGCAGCAA